Molecule: messenger RNA, 1224 nt
Organism: Candidozyma duobushaemuli
Lineage: Eukaryota; Fungi; Ascomycota; Pichiomycetes; Serinales; Metschnikowiaceae
Exons: 1
Coding region: 1-1224 (407 amino acids)
Source: RefSeq, a predicted model, not a curated record
AUGCCUCACAACGCACAAGAAUACUACCUUGACAGGCUCCACGACCUGCCCUCUAUCAACCACACUAGAACAAAGAAUGCUCAAGCAUGGAAGAAUCUCUUGGCUGAGCAAGAAUAUGUCGAGAGAGAGUUCCUUCUUUCCAAGGCCAAGAUCACAUCCUCGAAGGUAAACCGUCUUUGUGUGUUUGCCUUGAAGAAAAGGGACUCUGACACUGUUGUCAGCUCCAUGGAGGUGUUGAUCAGGCAGGCCUGGCGCUUCAAGAUGGAGGAUGGCUCUGUUUCGAUGAUCCCAGUGUUGAGUGGCUGCAUUGGCGCCGUCUACACUUACCCAGAGUACAGGGGCAAUGGGUUUGCCGCCUUGAUGGUGAGCAAGUUCAUGGAGGAGAUGAGAAGAGAUGAGUACCUCGGUACUGGUGGCUUCACGUUCCUUUACUCCGAGAUUGGCGAGUACUACGCUAACCAUGGUUUUAAAUCGUUUGGUGUGCCAAUUGCCAAGAUCCCUCUUCAACCAUCUACACAGUUCAAACUCCCUCAAGGUGCCUCCCUCGUGGAGUACCACAACUUUGAGUACCUCUUUGCCCAUUAUAGAGACCACUUUGCUUCUGAAAUGAGCGCCAAGGUUAGUCAGGACGGCAUUGAGCGUAUCACUGUGGUGCCCACUGCUGACUUCGUGGACUGGUUCCACUUGCGGGCCAAGUUCCUUUCCACGCGGAUCUUCGGCUCUAAAGGCACCAACUUUGACGUCUGGACCGACUCUUACGAGCACAUUGUGGGCAAAUUGCAAGACGUUACACCUAAAUACUUUGGCUUGCGCCUUGACUGCCCCACUUCAGGCAAGCUUAUCGGCUUCAUUGUGUGGACAUACGACUACGACUACUCCAAGGAAGACGAGCACUUCCACAACCACGCAACGGUGCUUAAGAUUCAUGUGAACACCCCAGCGUUUGAUAGAGAUACAUAUACUUUGCAGCUUCUUGAGCUCGCCAAGCAGUACUUAGAACUGCCCCAUGAGGAAGAACCCUUAAAGAAUUUCACUCAGUUGAUCGUGUGGGAAUCAGAGCUCUCUGAGCAUGUACAGCACGAGCUUGUCAAGAAACACGGUGCCGACUUGCACUUAGAUAACUCUUCUAGAAGUGCUAUCAUGUACAACAACGAUGCUGACGACGAGAAGUUGAAGCUGGGCCAAAUGGUUUGGGAGAACAACACAAAGCUUCCCUGGUUUUAG